GAUUGCUCAGGCUGGUCCAAGGAUUUGGAAAGAGAGAUUGUAUCGGGGGUAAGUUGGUAGACCAUACGAGACCGCCCAGGUCCUAAAUACGAUUUCAAUCCCCCUUGAUGCCUGUUUCGUUGACCGGUGUUCUCGGCACUACCAAAAAACUACCCCCCUCCCAAGCAGGGUAUCGAUAUAAACCACCUCAACUUUUCAAUUCAGCUCAGUUCUUCACCACGGCCCAUAUCCCAUCCCCCUUCAAGCACCAAGCCCACCCAACUCACCAUGCAUCUCCCCUCUAUCCUCUCCAUAGCUCUCGCUCUCUCUACCACUGCUCUAGCAAAAUCCUGCUCCCUAACCGGCAGCGACACCAUCGUCGCGCGCUCCUGUCCAUCUCGCGCAUGCGAUGAUAUGAAACAUAUGGCUCCGGGUGGAACCUGUAAUGUUGAUUGUUAUUGCGAGGGAGAAGUAGUGGGUGGAGAUCCGUAUUGGCUCCACAUGAGCAGUGGAUGUUCUUCUGGAAAUUGCUGGGUUAGGGCUGCGAGGACUGGUUGCUGUGGGACUUGUGUGCCAAUGUGUUCACACUGUCCUUGCGCGCACGCUGGCUGUUAA
Molecule: messenger RNA, 594 nt
Organism: Lindgomyces ingoldianus
Lineage: Eukaryota; Fungi; Ascomycota; Dothideomycetes; Pleosporales; Lindgomycetaceae
Exons: 3
Coding region: 268-594 (108 amino acids)
Source: RefSeq, a predicted model, not a curated record